UCGCACAGACGUGUGUGUGUAUGCACCUGUGUGCCUAAUUGUAACUGUAUAACAGGUUGGGCUUAUUUAAAGCGACACAUAAGAACAUUCAAUUUAAAAAUAAAAAAGCAACAUCACUGCUGACGUAAGUCCGAUAGGCUACAUAAUGGUAUUACAUUCAGCAAUUUGCCCGAAAAAAGCGCACUUAUGUGUUUGGUUGUGUGUGCGUGCGUGCGUGCGUGCGUUGCACGUGAAGCAAAGAGAAGUUCAUUCGGGACAGAGGAGGAGCGCGGAUGCUACUGUGUGUUUCGGGUUCUCCUCAGCAGCCGCGCCUCGAGACGCCACCUCUGGUCCGCUCCGCAUCUGUCACAACUGCAGACGAGCACCGCGGCAUGUCCACAUCCACAUUCGCACACGGAAACAGUUCAUGAUCUUGGAUGAAAAAUGUCCGAAGUACGGAAAUUUACCAAAAGGUUGAGUAAACCGGGAACGGCGGCGGAACUCCGGCAGAGUGUGUCGGAGGCUGUGCGGACAUCAGUGAUUGCGGAGCAGCCAAAGAUCAUCGAGCCGCUGGAUUAUGAGACCGUGGUUUUCCAGAGGAAGGCCCAGAUCCACAGCGACCCCCACCGUGACCUCCUGCUCUGCCCCGUGGACGAUGUCUCGGAGUCGCAGAUUUCGAGGCAGAGGCGCACCGUCUAUCCGUCCGUGCCCCAGAAUGCCGAGCGAGAAGCCAGGAGCCUGUUCGCCAAAGAGUGCAUCAAGAUGUACAACACGGACUGGCAGGUCAUCACCUACAAGUACGAGGCCUAUUCCGGAGACUUCCGCAUGCUGCCCAGCAAAGGCCUGAAGACGGAGAAGCUUCCGAGCCAGGUGUUUGAGGUGGACGAGGACGCCAAGGACGAGGACUCCUCGUCGAUGUGCUCUCAGAGAGGAGGUAUAAUGAAGCAGGGCUGGCUGCAGAAAGCCAACAUCAACAGCAGCCUGUCUGUGUCCAUACGGGCCUUCAAGAGGCGGUACUUCUACCUGUCCCAGCUCCCCGACGGCUCCUACAUCCUCAACUCCUACAAGGACGAGAAGAACUACAAGGACAGCAAGGGCUCCAUCUACCUGGACUCCUGCAUCGACGUCGUUCAGUGCCCAAAGAUCCGGAGGAACGGCUUCGAGCUGAAGAUGCAGGAGCGCUACAGCCACUUCCUGUCGGCGGACAGCGAGGCGGAGAUGGAGGAGUGGGUGGCCACGCUGAGGCAGGCCCUGCAGAGCGGCGCGGAGGCCGGCCAGGAGCGGAGGAACGGAGCCGAUUCGCUGGACUGCGCGCUGGAUGAGGACACCAGUAGUCAGGGGAAGGCGGAAACCAUUAUGGAGAGCCUUGGAAGGAGUCUGCACCCGGAACUCAUGAAGUAUGCCAGAGAAACAGACCAGCUCAAUAAAAUCAACAGAAAUGAGGGGAGACUCAAGCUGUUUACACUGGACCCGGAAACACAGAGGCUGGACUUCUCGGGCAUCGAGCCGGACGUGAAGCCGUUCGAGGAGCGGUUCGGCCGCCGCGUGGUGGUCAGCUGCCACGACCUGACCUUCUCCCUGCAGGGCUGCGUCAGCGAGAAGAACGACGACGUCCUGACGAACGUGGAGCCAUUCUUCAUCAGCCUGGCUCUGUUCGACGUCGCCAAGAGCUGCAAGAUCUCCGCCGACUUCCACGUGGACCUGAACCCGCCGUGUGUGCGGGAGAUGCUGAGCGACGGCCCCGCCCACGGCGCCGCGGAGCCCGACGGCGGGGGGGGCAACGGCCUGCCCGUCCUGCAGAGGGUCUCUGAGUCGCUGCUCCGCUUCCCCACCCAGGGCAUAUUCUCGGUGACCAAUCCCCACGCUGACAUCGUCCUGGUGGCCCGCAUCGAGAAGGUCCUGCAGAACGGCAUCACGCACUGCGCCGAGCCCUACAUCAAGACCUCCGACGUCAGCAAGACAGCCCAGAAGGUUCUGAAGGCUGCCAAGCAGACCUGCCAACGCCUGGGCCAGUACAGGAUGCCGUUUGCCUGGGCCGCCAAACAGGUGUUUAAGGAUGCCCAGGGAAGCUUGGACAUGGACGGGAAGUUCUCCCCUCUGUACCGCCAGGACAGCAGCAAGAUCUCCACCGAUGACCUCAUGAAGCUGCUGGCAGAGAUCAAGAAGCCAGAGAAGAGCAAGCUGCAGAUCAUUCCCGGCCAGCUGAACGUCACCAUUGAAUGCGUGCCUCCGGACUUCUCCAAUUCGGUCACCUCCUCCUACAUCCCCGUCAAGCCCUUCGAGGAGCAGUGCGAGAGGGUGUCCGUGGAGAUCGACGAGUUUCUCCCCGAGGAGGCCAAGUACAACCACCCGUUCACGGUGUACAAGCACCACCUCUACGUCUACCCGCUGCAGCUCAAGUACGACAGCCAGAAGACCUUCGCCAAGGCGCGGAACAUCGCGGUCUGCAUGCAGUUCCGGGACUCGGACGAAGAGGGCGCCGUUGGCCUGAAGUGUAUCUACGGCAAGCCGGGAGAGCCAGUCUUCACCAGCAGCGCGUGCGCUGCCGUCCUGCACCACAACCAGAGCCCAGAGUUUUAUGACGAGGUUAAGAUUGAGUUGCCUGUGCACAUCCAUGAGAAGCAUCACGUGCUGUUCACCUUCCACCACAUCAGCUGCGAGUUCAGCAGCAAGAAGAGAGAAAGCGUGGAGUCGUUGGUGGGCUACUCCUGGGUCCCCCUGCUGAAGGACGGGCGCCUGCAGUCCUCCGAGCUGCAGCUCUCUGUGUCUGCCAGCCUGCCAGCCGGGUACCUGUGGGACAAGGCCCAGGACUCCAAAAAGUCGGCUCCGGACGUUAAGUGGGUGGAGAACGGCAAGCCGCUGUUCAAAGUGAGGACCCACGUGGCGUCGACCAUCUACACCCAGGAUCUGCACCUGCACAAGUUCUUCCAGCACUGCCAGCUGAUUCGCUCCGGCUCUGAGGACAGCCCAGCAGAACUCAUCAAGUAUCUGAAGUGUCUGCAUGCUAUGGAGACCCAGGUCAUCAUCAAGUUCCUUCCCACCAUUCUGGUCCAGUUGUUUGAGGUCCUCACCACGGCAACCAAAGAAUCCCACGAGAUCGCCGUCAACUCCACACGCGUGAUAAUCCACAUCGUCUCCCGCUGCCACGAGGAGGGCCUGGAUCAGUACCUGCGCUCUUUUCUCAAGUAUGUUUUUAUGACCAAUAAGAUGGCGGGAGGAAGCUCAAUGACCACACACGAAGUCCUGGCCACUGCCGUGACUGCUAUCCUGAAGCAGACCGCUGAUGUCAUCACCAGCAACAAGCUGCUCAAGUACUCCUGGUUCUUCCUGGAAACCAUGGCCAAGUCGAUAGCGCAGUACCUGCAGGACGGAAACAGGAUAAAGAUGCCGCGCCCCCAGCGGUUCCCGGACAGCUUCCACCAGGCGCUGCAGUCCCUGCUGCUCUCCAUCAUGCCCCACAUCACCAUCCGCCACGCCGAGAUCCCGGAGGAGGCGCGCUGCAUCAACCUGAGCCUCGCCGGGCUCAUCAAGCGCUGCUUCACCUUCAUGAACAGGGGCUACGCCUUCAGCCUGGUCAAUGACUACAUGUGCGGCUUCAGCCUCAAGGACCCUAAGGUGCUGACGGAGAUGAAGCUGGAGUUCCUCAUGGUGGUUUGUAACCACGAGCACUACAUCCCGCUCAACUUGCCCAUGGCGUUCGGACGAACCAAGCUGCAUCGCGUGCAGGACUUAAUUUCGUAUGCAGUGGAGCGUUUCAGCACAGUAGACCUGGGCCUGGAGUACAGCCUGACGGAGGAGUACUGCCGGAACCACUUCCUGGUGGGCCUGCUUUUGCGGGAGGUGGCCGAGGCCCUGAACGGCUGCCCGGAGAUCCGGCAGCUGGGCGUGGCCGUGCUGAAGAACCUCAUGGUCAAGCACGCCCUGGACGACAGGUACACCACGUCCAAGAACCAGCAGGCCCGAAUCUGCGUGCUGUACCUGCCUCUGCUGGAGCUGCUCUAUCAGAACCAGAAGCAGCUGUGUGCCCGGCUGGCCACGCCCACUCCCAGCCUGGCACUGGCGGCCUCAGGCGAUGACCUCACGCUGGCGUGUGCGUCGGGAGACCUUCGCAGGACCAGCGCAGCCGCGGACAAGGAGCACGCAGGCUUUGCGGCUCAGAACGGGCACGUGGUGAGGAGGGAGGAUUCCCGAAGCUCCCUGUUUACGGAGCCGGCCGCUCAGGAGAGCACGGACGGGAUCAACAGGCGGCGUUCCACCAUGAGUACGCUGCCCCCUGUUGGCCGACUGGGUCCGUACGAGGUCAAGGGCCUGCUCCUGUGUUUCCUGCACAUCGCCCGGACCGUGGCGGAAGAAACCCUGCAGUCCUACUGGAACAAAGUGGCUCCUCAGGACAUCAUGAACUUCCUCGGCCUACUGGAGACGUGCCUGACGCAGUUCAGAUAUAUCGGGAAGAGGAACAUUAGCAGGAGUCAGGACCCCUGGGUGUCGAAGCACUUCUCUCCAGACAGGAAGUCUCAGACCAUGCCGGUCAUGCGGAGCAGAACGGGCCUCAUGCAGGCUAAGAUCCAGCAGUUCGGCACCAUGGACACCUCGUUCACCCUGAGUACAGUCGCCGGACCCUCGGAGGCAGAGAUCAACCACCAGUCUCUGCUGGAGGGGAACGUCUCCGCUGAGGUCUGCCUGACCGUGCUGGACGUCAUCACCCUCUUCACCCAGAGCUUCAAGAGUCAGCUGCUGGAAUGCGAUGGCCACAACCCCCUGAUGAAAAAGGUGUUCGAUGUCUACCUGACCUUCCUGAGGGUCGGCCAAUCAGAGGCUGCGCUCAAGCACGUCUUCGCCGCCCUGAGAGCCUUCAUUACCAAGUUCCCGUCGGUGCUGUUCAAGGGGCGGGUGACGCUGUGCGCGGCGAUGUGCUACGAGGUGCUCAAGUGCUGCGUGUCCAAGCUGGGGGCGCUGCGGGCCGAGGCCUCCGCCCUGCUCUACCUGCUCAUGAGGAACAACUUCGAGUACACCAAGAGGAAGACCUUCCUGCGCACCCACCUCCAGAUCAUAAUCGCCGUCAGUCAGCUGAUCGCGGACGUGGUGCUGACGGGCAGCUCGCGCUUCCAGGAGUCCCUGUCCGUCAUCAACAACUUCGCCAACAGCGACAAGGCCGUGAAGAUGACCGCGUUCCCGGCGGAGGUGAAGAGCCUGACCAUGCGCAUACGCACGGUGCUGAUGGCCACGGCGCAGAUGCGGGAGCACGAGCGCGACCCCGAGAUGCUGCUGGACCUGCAGUACAGCCUGGCCCGCUCCUACGCCAGCACGCCCGAGCUGCGCCGCACCUGGCUGGACAGCAUGGCGCGCGCCCACCUGAAGAACGGGGACUACUCUGAGGCGGCCAUGUGUUACGUCCAUGUCGCAGCGUUGGUGGCGGAGUACCUGUACAGGAAGAAGCUGUUUCCCAGCGGCCUGGCCGCGUUCAGGAAGAUCACGCUGAACGUGGACGAGGAGGCCGCCAUGAAGGAGGACUCGGGCAUGCAGGACGUCUACUACAACGAGGAGGUCCUGGUGGAGCACCUGGAGCUGUGCGUGGAGGGGCUGUGGAAGGCCGAGAGGUACGAGCUGAUCACGCACGUCGCCAAGCUCAGCGCCCCCGUCUACGAGAAGCGCCACGAGUUUGAGAAGCUGAGCCGGCUCUACGACACUCUGCACCGCGCCUACGCCAAGGUCCUGGAGGUGAUGCGCACCGGCCGAAGGCUCCUGGGGACCUACUUCAGAGUGGCCUUCUACGGCCAGGGCUUCUUCGAGGAGGAGGACGGAAAGGAGUACAUCUACAAGGAGCCGAAACUCACCGGGCUGUCCGAGAUCUCCCACCGCCUCCUCGGCCUCUACGGGGACAAAUUCGGAGCGGAAAACGUCAAGAUCAUUCAGGACUCCAACAAGGUGAACCCCAAGGACCUGGACCCCAAGUUUGCCCACGUGCAGGUGACCUUCGUGAAGCCCUACUUCGACGAGAAGGAGUCGGCGGAGAGGACGACGGGCUUCGAGAGGUGCCACAACGUCGGCCGCUUCGUGUUCGAGACGCCGUACACGCUGUCGGGGAAGAAGCACGGGGGCGUGGCCGAGCAGUGCAAGAGGAGGACCGUCCUCACCACCGCCAACACGUUCCCCUACGUGAAGAAGAGGGUGGAGGUUGUGGCGGAGAAGCAGGUGGAGCUGAAGCCCAUCGAUGUGGCCAUUGACGAGAUGAGGGACCGCACCACCGAGCUGCAGAAGCUGUGCUCCAGUCCCGAGCUGGACAUGAUCCAGCUGCAGCUCAAACUGCAGGGCUGCGUCUCUGUGCAGGUGAACGCGGGUCCGAUGGCCUACGCCCAGGCCUUCCUCCACGAUGACAAGUCCAGCCAGUACAGUAGUAAGAAGGUCAAGGAGCUGAAGGACAUUUUCCGGAGUUUUGUCCAGGCCUGCAGUGUGGCGUUGGACAUCAACGAACGCCUCAUCAAGGAGGAUCAGUUUGAGUACCAGGAAGGGCUGAAGGCCAACUUCAAGGACAUGGUGAAGGAGCUCUCUGACAUCAUCCAUGAGCAGAUCUUCCAGGAGGACAUGAUGCGCUCCCUGCUGCAGAACUCCAUGCACGUGUUCCGCGUCAUCAGCGGGACGUCCCCCGACCUGGACUGAGACCCUGCCGUCACCCCCCGCCCCCCCCCCCCUACCC
This is a messenger RNA of Anguilla anguilla (European eel), 6673 nucleotides long. It is a transcript of the gene dock11, whose product is annotated as dedicator of cytokinesis 11. Gene Ontology annotation, molecular function: guanyl-nucleotide exchange factor activity. Bases 424 to 6636 code for a protein of 2070 amino acids. Gene Ontology annotation, biological process: small GTPase-mediated signal transduction; positive regulation of GTPase activity; positive regulation of filopodium assembly. Lineage: Eukaryota; Metazoa; Chordata; Actinopteri; Anguilliformes; Anguillidae. The transcript is spliced from 54 exons. The record is from RefSeq and is a predicted model, not a curated record.